UUCAUUUCACACUCCCAGCAACCAAACAUGAGUUCCUCUCCUGCCCAGACGUGUACCAACGUGCUUUUUAGCUCACAUUUUCUCGUCUGACUAAAGCUGCAUUCCGCCCCACCCCUUACAAACAUCAUCACCACAGUAAAUCAGGAAGCACCGACACACGUUUUCUUUCUCCUUUUUCUCUUUUACGGAGACUCUUUUGGUGAUUACGGCGACGUCGACCGAUUAUAGGGGGAAUACGUAAUAUUUGAUGUUGACGACCACCGUCCACCACUGCUGAAAGAAGACUGACAGCUGGUUACAUCCAGUACGAGGCUCAGCUGUGGGUUACAUCCAGUACAAGGCUCAGCUGUGGAUGCAUUUGACACAGACUAACCGGAGAAGGUCUCUGUCAGCAGCAUGGGCCAGCAUCUAGUAAAGAGGGAAACACCCGCUGACAGCAAGGAUUCAUCACCUGAACCCAAAGCAGCGCAGACCACGGCAGCAGCAGCAGAACCUGAACCUGAACCUGAACCUGAACCUGAACCACAAGAUGAAGUCUUUGGCCUGGGUGAGGCAGAUGCGAACCAGAACAAUGGCUGCGUCUCGGAGAAGCCGGCGGUGACUGACUCCACGGGCGCUGAGGGCGCUGAGGGCCCCCACCAGCUUUGGACCGACGCCAGCACAGCUGACCCUGACGCCGCCACGCCACGCCCCCACCUGGUCCGCCUCUUCUCCCGAGAUGCCCCGGGCCGAGAGGACAACACCUUCAAAGAGCGACCCUCCGAAUCGGACGAGCUGCAGACCAUCCAGGAACACAGCGGAGCGGCUUCAGAGUGCGGGUCGGAGAGCCCCGAACAGGACCUAGACUAGGCUAGCUUUUUUUUUGUUCCUCCCUCCCUUUCUUUUCUCUUUUCCCUCCUCUGUCUUUCUUUCUCUCAUUCAAGAGAGAGACAAGAACCCCACGUUUGACAAAUACAGAAAUACUACCAACCACUACUACCACCACCAUGGCAUCUGCAAGCAGCUCUGCACAGGCCGCCUUCGGGCUGGGCCGGAGGAAGAAGAACCCCAGCCUCCUGGAUCAGAUUGGACUGUUCUUCGGAGGGGACAAGAAGAGGAAGAGCAAGGUGAGGAAGCAGGAGAGUUGGGGUGAAAAGCUCAGUCCUUGUCAUGUAUCUCAGUUCAAUCUGCUGAUUCGCUCCCAGAACCACUUUUUACUUCUGAUUCUUUAACUGAUUGUGUAUAAAUUUGUUGCAUCAUAUUUGUCUUAUAAAUCUGUGUUGGUUUUAAUGUCGUUUUUAUGGUGAACCGAAGUCUGACAUUGUCCUGUGAUUCCCAAUAACUGGCUGACAGGCUAUGAGUUGUCACUGGAUGAUGGCUUUGGGUGGGGUUUGUGUUAUUCUUUAUUUUUUAUUACAAAGAGGCUGUGAUCAUUGAACCAUUUACAGAUAAAUAUCUUUAUUGUUUCCUUUUAUUUUGAUGGUACUGACAUGAGUAGCAUUUUCUUUUCAGUUCACUUUAAUAUAUCUGUUGUAGAUGUGAUGUGGACGAAUUGCUUUUUCGUUGCUGUUGUGUUUGUUAAGUAGAACAUUUGUCAGACUGGAGAUGAGAACAGUUGUGUUUCGGUUUCUGGUACUUCCCUUAAAGAUGAUGCUGAAAAUGUGAGAGUGGCUGAUAUCAUUUAAAUGAAAUACUGGUGUUAAUACUGAUUUUAUAGAGGCAUUAGGUACUCUGAGGAGAGUGCAUUUGGCUUCUUAGUAGAGUUUUUCUCUGCCUUGAGUCAUUUAAGCAUCUUUAAAAGUCAGCAACAGGGAGGUACUUGAUACCGUUUGCACGAUGCAGUAGUCUGCCAAGUAUCUGAUUACAUUAUGCUAUGUAUGAUCAAAGACAUUUAAGAUUUCUAUCAUAACAGAAUUAUUUAUCAUAGUGUAGGAGCAUAUAAUCACCCCCUGUUUGGGAAUACAUGCAAAAGUCUGCAAGGUAGGAACAGGCUUUUCUUGUCCAACAGACAGCUGAUUACAAGGCAUUUGAGCCUGCAAUGCUUUUUGAUUACUUUAUUCUGUAGUGUUGUCAAGAUACCAUCAUUUGACCAUCAGUUUAUAUAACCAUCAGGCUGCUCAGGACUACUUUGUCUCAAGUUUGUCCAUCAAUGCAGAUUGGACAACCUUUCAGACAUGAUGUGCUACUUGGCACUCCUGCCACAGCUGUAAAGAACCAGACUGCAGAUCUGUUGGUCCCACCCAUUUUCAGUCAAUGGGCCGUAUGCUCGGUGGUGCCCUCUGGAGGUGAUGAUGAAACAGAGAUUUCACUUCCAAUUGGUGGAUCAUGGAGUUCAGAGUGAGAUGAACAAGAGUUCAAUUGUGGUUAUCCUGACAACACUAGCGCUAAAUUCCAAAGCUUAUUCAGGUGCUUUAUGGAAGAGAGAAUUACACCCCUUGUUUCCACCAUCACUUAUUCUUACUGCUGUCUUCAACAGUGGCUUUACUAGUUGUUGUAGUUUGAAAGAAGAGCUGCAAAGCAACAAAUAAAUCCUUUGGACGUCAAUCACCCUUUCUUAUUAUAAGCUACUCGCCUGUACUGCUAACUCUGCAGAAUGCCGAUCACAGUGCUUUAAGAGGCGAUUAUAAAGAGAUCAGUCAACAGCAUGAAUAUAUGCAUUUACCUCCCAAGCCUUAUGUCAGCUGAUGAAAAGAUUUUAUAUAACUGUAUGCCACGAAUUGUUUGCAUUAGCCUGUUCUGCUGAUCGGAUAUUGAUUUGCUUCAGGAACAUGUUCAGGGAAAAGUAUCAUCAGAACAAAUCGUGAAGCUUUCAUUCAACAUGAGGUUCUUGACCAGUUUUCUGCAGUAUUUUCUUUCAUUUUCUCUCUUUAUGCCAUGAAAUUGUACAAUGCUCUCCAUACCGAUGACAAGUUUACUCAAACAAAGAUGUAAAACUAUAUAUUUAUGUAUUCACCGAGGGUUUGCCUUUAAACGAGGAGUGUUCACGUGUCAAGUGAAUGACGGACAGGUUUGCCCCACCUCUGUUGCCUCUUGCAAGGAAAAUAAAAACAGCCUGCACUAACUUUUCUGCUGCAAACACUUAUUUUUGCAACAAAAACUCAACAUGAAGAUGGAUAACUUUUAGCUUAGAGCCUAAUAUACCCUGCCUAUCUGUCUGUCUGUCUGUGUGAACAGAUUCUCCACAGACAUUUUCAAUGCAUACUUUAAAGUCGAGGUUGCAGUAUUAGUGUUUCAGUGUCAGUGUUUUCUGUUGCAUCUUGAAAAUGCAUGCUUAUUUGAGUCAUUUUUAACUGCUUGACAGGUGUGCGGUCAGUUACAAGCUGAUCCCUUAUGCUUUUAUCUUCUAUCGUUUCCCCUAUUUACCUACCUAAUUUUUAAGAAAAGCCCGAGCUGUGGCUUUUAGGAAAUGUGAGGAUAUGUGAGAGAUAUUUUAUAAGUUGUAAAAUGACGCCAAAAAUGCCAAACUCCAGCCUCAGGACAUGAAACAACUGCAGGAGAUCUGCAUUUGAUUAAAUUCACACGAUAGGGGUAAUGAUGUGCUAACAGAAGAGAAAAAUGAGCCUGCAUGAACCUCAGCUAAUCAAGCAGAAUAAGGAAUCUUAAAGGAAAGGCUAUUUUUAAUCUUUCAUUUGCAUUUUAAUUUGUUGAAUGGCAAAAAUCAGUGCUUAAUAUCAGGCUUUAGCAGAACAGCUCACAGUCAGAACUCCACCUCUCUGGUACUGUACUCUAACCCCGGUGUCUCAGAUGAACCAGCAGUGCAUCGGUUCUGAUCCCUGUUGUGUUACGCUUUCAGCUCUGCAGUGGAUCCCUGUAACCGUGUGUAUCUGUUAUGAACUGUUGUGACCGGUGACCUGUUCCUAACCUGAUCCUGUUUGAACCUUUUUUGGAUUAUUGCUUGAUUAAAACUCUUUAACAAAA
Notolabrus celidotus (New Zealand spotty) is the source of this 3897-nucleotide messenger RNA. Its product is annotated as myelin basic protein-like. The transcript is spliced from 4 exons. The record is from RefSeq and is a predicted model, not a curated record. The coding region runs from base 397 to 849 and encodes 150 amino acids. Lineage: Eukaryota; Metazoa; Chordata; Actinopteri; Labriformes; Labridae. Gene Ontology annotation, molecular function: structural constituent of myelin sheath.